Messenger RNA from Eremomyces bilateralis CBS 781.70, 1530 nucleotides. RefSeq lists its product as uncharacterized. The record is from RefSeq and is a predicted model, not a curated record. The transcript has 2 exons. Lineage: Eukaryota; Fungi; Ascomycota; Dothideomycetes; Eremomycetales; Eremomycetaceae. Bases 184 to 1260 code for a protein of 358 amino acids.
GUGAUGUCGGCUUCCAACCUCACUGCAUGACAUCGUAGAUGCUUGAAUGCGAAACAGCGGCAAGAGAUGUACAACAUGAAAUUAAACAAAGAGGGACAAUACCGUUGAGUGCGUAACACGCAAAUCUAACUACGUCCCGUACUCCAAAAAUCCGCUUUUCAUUUAACCACCCGACGUUUCGCCAUGGCAGCAACCACGUUCGACGACCUCGAGCUCGACCCGCAGGCGGAGGACUCCUCGUCCGACGAAGACUUCAACCCGGACGUACCCAACCAACCGGAGGAAUCCGCGUCAUCGGAAAGCGAGGCUGAAGCGCUGACGGCUGCGAAAACACGGGGGAAGAAGCGGAAAGCGCCCGACGCAGACGGCCAUGAGGAGCUGGAAUGGGACUCCGGCGACGAGAAGAUAGUUAAGGAGCGCAAGAGGAGACGGAAGAAGGGAAAGCGGAAGGAUGAUGAGGUUGAUAUAUCGGAGGAGGAGGAGGGAGAAGCGGGAUUCAUUAAGACCAGAAGCCAAAGGAAGACCGAGGCUAUAGAGCGCAAAGCACUCGCAACCACAAAAGGCUCAACCGUCGACGUCGACGCACUCUGGUCCUCCAUCACCAGUGCCCCCAUCCGCGCCACCUCAGUCCUGAAACCUCCCGCCACCCACGAUCCCUCCUCCCUCCCUAAUCCCUCCGCCCCUCAACCAGCUGCCAUCGCCGACUCCGAAUCCAUCACCAUAACCCGCACCUACCAAUUCGCCGGCAAAACCCACCACGAUUCGCGGCGCGUGCCCAAAGACUCCGCUGAAGCGAAACUGUAUCUCUCCUCCCUCGAAGCCUCCAAAGCCAAACCGACCACCGAUGCCGACCAACCGACCGUUGAUGGCGAUGGUGCAACUGGUCCCGAUGGAUUACCCAGCGACGAAAUCAAACCCCCCCCUCUCCGACGCCCGUCCAAGCGCCCCUCUCGCUUCGACCCCAACCCCACUGGGAUCGUCCGCACCCUCCCCGCCGAGCUCCAACUAACCUGGCCGCGGACGCGCGCCCCCUCCGGACCGGCACCCUCGGCCGUCACGCACGCGAAAAGCAAGGCGCUGGCGGCGACGAAACUGAACACGGUGGAUAAGUCGCGAUACGACUGGGUGGGGUUCGUGGAUCGCGAGGGGAUCGCAGGGGAGUUGGAACUGCAUGGGAGGGCGAAGGGGAAUUAUUUAGGGAGGAAGGUUUUUUUGGAUCGGGUGGAGGCGAGGAGGGACGAUGCGGGGAAGGCGGGGUGAGAGGAGGGAUUGGGAGGUCGAAGGUGCUAUUGUUUGCUGCGAUACCAGCGAUGGGUUGUCUCGAAGGAGGCUGCCAGGAAUAUACCCCUUUGGAUCACUUUGAUUUCAUUCAAGGCAGGGCUAAGAGCUGGACAGUCCCUCUGUGGGCCUCGUGGAAUGUGUUCACUGCUUGAAGGAUGAAUCGCUCCGUCAACGACGAGUUCACAAUGUGUAAAUGAAUAGAUAAGAUGUCAUGAAACAAGAUAUAGACAAAGAGUGCAACCUCGGCCU